AUGUCCUUCCUCCCUCGAACCCCCCGCAUCCUCCAUACUCUCCCACGCUCACAAUGCCAACGCCUCACCCCAAUACGCACGCAUCUCCGCACUCUAACCCACAAACCCGCAACGCCAACCCCGCACCUCGACGCCAUCACCCUGCACCGCCUCGAGGCCACCCAGCGCGCGCACCAAAAACGGCGCACCAUCUAUUUAGCCACCGGCUUCCUCACCGGCAUGAUCUGCAUCUGGGUAACCGCAACCUCAAUCGACCUCAAACCCGCUAAACUCGACAGUACCCGCGCCCACGACACCCUCCACAGCAGCACAGAAGUAAUCAUCCAAAAACCACAUGAAUCCACACCACCGACCCCCUCAGAACCACACGAACUCAUUCCCACAGGGACAAGCACCAUUCCCACCUUCCCAAAAUACAUCCAACACUCCUCCUCCCCAGACACCCCUCCAGAAACCUACCAGCUCCUCGGUCUCGGAAUCCGCACCGUCUCCUUCCUCAACAUUCAAGUCUACGUCAUAGGACUCUACAUCCAGCAAUCCUCCAUCCCCCUCCUCCAAUCCCGCCUAAUAGAAAAAGCCAGUCCACCAAACAGCGGAGCAUCCACCCUCGUCGCCGGGGAAAAAGACUUCUUAAAAAAGCAGCUCCUGCACGAAACCGACAGCGAAGAAAUCUGGACCAAUAUCCUGCAAACCGCUGGUCUGAAAACAAUAAUCCGCAUCGUACCUACGCGCAAUACAGAUUUCCACCAUCUAAGAGACGCAUGGGUACGCAGUCUAACAGCGCGUGCACAGAGAAAUAGAGAUGAAUUCGGAGAUGAGUUGUUUGGGCGGAGUAUUGCGGAGUUUAAGGCGUUGUUUAAUAGGGGGAGUGUACCGAAGGGGAGGGAGUUAUUGCUAAAUAGGGAUGUGGAGGGUCGUUUGAGUGUGUGGUGUGAGGAGGGGGAGAGGGGGAUUAGGAGGCUUGGGGAGGUGCGUGAUGAGAGGGUUAGUAGGGGGAUUUGGUUGGGGUAUUUGGCGGGGAAGAAUGUUAGUAGUGAGGAGGCGAGGAGGAAUAUUAUCGAGGGGGUUAUGGGGUUUGUAGAGAGACCGGUUGGGACAGUGGAGGGUCAGGUUCAUGUUUGA
Messenger RNA from Sclerotinia sclerotiorum 1980 UF-70, 1122 nucleotides. RefSeq lists its product as hypothetical. The transcript has a single exon. Bases 1 to 1122 code for a protein of 373 amino acids. The record is from RefSeq and is a predicted model, not a curated record. Gene Ontology annotation, molecular function: intramolecular lyase activity. NCBI's taxonomy places the organism in Eukaryota, Fungi, Ascomycota, Leotiomycetes, Helotiales, Sclerotiniaceae.